Molecule: messenger RNA, 570 nt
Organism: Fusarium vanettenii 77-13-4
Lineage: Eukaryota; Fungi; Ascomycota; Sordariomycetes; Hypocreales; Nectriaceae
Exons: 3
Coding region: 1-570 (189 amino acids)
Source: RefSeq, a predicted model, not a curated record
AUGCAUCGCUUCAGCGUCAAACGGCCGAACCCCCAAUAUAAGAGCGAGCUCAUGGUGAUGGCUUCAUCAGAACAUCUUCAACUCAUCACCAUCAUCAAUUCGACUCACCUCAGCAACAAGAUGGCUAGCCCUACUGUCGAAGACAUCGCGAAGCAGAUCCGAGCCAAGGACCCGGCCUCGGCUGUCGUCCUUGAGCGCUACAUCGCCGAGACCGACCAUCUGAAGAACACCGUUCAGGCCAUCGUCGAGGACAUUGGUUACUGCAUGACGGAACUCGACCUACGUGAGGGCCGGUCCGAGGGACUGCGCCGAUGCACCACUGAUCUGUCUCGCUCUGUUGAGGAGCACACCAAGGUCACCGAUUCCGCCUACGAACGCAACUUUCGUCCCCGUUUCACCUGCAAGAUCGUGAGCUUCAAGUGCGUCAACGCGACUAAGAAGGCCGACCAGGAAGAAGAAGCCCAGAUGGAAUUGGUCGUUCAGUUCCCGGCUGCUGAGUACAGCGAGUCUCCUCACGCUCUGAUUCCUGGCCAAGCCAAGAUCUACAUCAUGAUGAAGGAGGAGCUUUAA